AUUGGCGCCAGUGUGUUGUAUAUUUUUAGAUUUUGAAGAAAAAUUAUCAGACGACUUUAAAUUUGUUGUGAGUGUUGAUUCAGUGAUUCGAAGUGACAAGACAUAUGAAACAAUGGCAAAUGAGAAUCGUAAGUUAUCUCGAUACCUCAAGAGGAAAUUGAAUUUGAAGGAGGCUCAGGAAGAAAUUGAACAAAUGGUUAAAAAAAAAGCUCCAUGCCACCAAAAAGUUAAUAACCAUUUUUCUGACAAUGAAAUCAGCAGCAAUCCCCAGCAGUCUGAACAACCUAGCUCAGAACCCGUAACAUGUGUAUUGACAAGUCAAUUCCACGAAGAUGAGGAUCCCAAAAAUAUUGCUGAGCUGAAAUCAAAAACAUCGAGCCAAAACUCUGUUGCAGAAGGCUGUGAAUCCUACGAUAGUGAUGAAGAAUACAACUUGAAUGAAAAGAAUUCAAAUACUUUUGAGGAUAAAGACUGUGAAUCAUCAGCAUACCUUAGUAUGCUAUGUCUAGCCUACAAACUUAAAUACCAUCUAUCUAAUGAAGCAUUCAAAGACCAUUUGAAAAUAAUUCAAAUCGCCACGGAAUCAACCGCAGCAGAAAUUGAAAGUGCCGCCAAGUGUGUCGAAAAAUAUGACCAUUUAUUAAUGGACGUCAAAAAAAUUUUGUGUGCGCGAACAAGAAUUGUGAUGCCAUUCUUGAAAUUGGGAAAGAUGGUCUUCCUAAACAAAAACAGAGAUGCCGGCAUCCAUUUGACAAGUCAAGAUCGUGCUACGUUCUUGUUCUCCCAAUAG
Daphnia magna is the source of this 790-nucleotide messenger RNA. RefSeq lists its product as uncharacterized. The record is from RefSeq and is a predicted model, not a curated record. NCBI's taxonomy places the organism in Eukaryota, Metazoa, Arthropoda, Branchiopoda, Diplostraca, Daphniidae. Bases 113 to 790 code for a protein of 225 amino acids. The transcript has 3 exons.